AUGUCUCUUAUCGACAAGGCGAUACACAGAGAGCUCGUGGGAGACGGCAUUGCGCUGGAGGAGGCGGUGGCCAACAAAAAGUCCUCGGGUUGGGCCGUGCGACAAAGGCAAGCGCAGCGCAAUGACUUGGGCCAUUUCUGCUAUGGAUGUGGGCAGCCGCUGAGAGAUUUGAAUGAGGAGGUUACAGUCUGGACAGGCGCCGCGAUUUACCGCCGCUUUCAUCCUGCUUGUGCCGCUUCGUAUGUCCUCCGUGCCGAGCCAGCUCCUGCUGAAAGGACCCGCGACCGUGUGCGCGAUGAUGUCGUGGAGGGCUAUGCUGAUGCGUGGCGGGCACCGAGAGCGUCCGUUCGGCCUGUAGAGGCAGCCAGACAGUGGCUUCUGUCAGAGGAUCAGCGAGCUUGGGGAUCACUUCGCGGAGAUCUCUUCACCACAGUGACGGUCAAUGAGAACGGCAAAAAGAAGGCAGUUCCAGGGCUGUCCUACGAGCAGCUGCGAAUUCUGCAAACCAAGCACAGGUGGCAGCCAGAGUUUGCUGGUGCCAAUGAAGGCCAAGAACCCCUCGAGUGUGCAGUUUGCUUCUGUGCUCCGGAUGCCUCAAGCUGUUGCAUAAGGUUGCCAUGUGCGCCCCAGCAUGUGUUUCACCUCAGCUGCGUUCUCCCGUGGCUGAAGAAGGCCGGCAGCAUGGGGGCAACACAGCGGGAGAGCAUUCAUGAGCAUUCCAUGAAAUUCCAUGCCUGGGACGGCGCCCGGAGAGAUGCUCGCUUGGCGGAGGCACUUCGUGAGGCCAGGGAGCUGCAGGAGGAGCUGCAGCUGGAAGGGGCAGACCUUGCGCAGCUCCGCAUAGAGGCAGAUUUGGCACUGAAAGAGAAGCAGCGGUGGGAGCAACAGCUCGAGGUGUCGCGCAGCUGCAUUCAGAAGCUGGAAGCGCGACUUCUGCAGAUUCGACGAGUCCGAUCAGAAGGAAAUCUGCAAGCACAAGAGGCAGAUCGUCGCCUCUAUGCCCAAAUGGAGGAGCUGCUGAGGCAAAGAGAGAGGCUGCUGCAGGAGAGGACUGCACUUGAGCAGCAAGCGGAAGAGCACAGCCGCGAGGUUCAAGCGCUGAGCCUUGCUCUCAAGAAGUUCCUUCCAGCUACGCAGAAUGGGAAGGCUCCUUCCGACUGGCUGCUGAAACAGGAACUGACAAUGUGCCAACACGAGGUUCAGGCCUACCAGCAGCAGCAAGAUGCAGCCAGCGCAGGUCUCUUUGAGGCUCGGACCGAGCAGAAGGCAGCUUUGCUGGAGUUUGAGCAAUGCCGCCGGCUCCUCGCGGGCACUGCCGAGCAGCAGGAGCUUUGCAGUAUAGAGGCGCUCAAGCUUCGGGAUGAGACUCGCGAGCAUGCGGAGGAGGCAGCAGCAGCAAAGCUGGAGGAGGCAGCCGUCAAGGAAGAGGCAGCGGCCAAAAAGCAACUGCACUCCGAGCGUUCUGCUGCUCUGCGAAAGUUGCAGGUGGCAAAAGCUGAGCUUCUCCGUCAAGUCCGGGAGCUCGAGGCUGCUGCGAGCCGUGCCCGUGGGGAUUUGACUGCUGAGAAGGCUGCUCGCAAGGCAUAUGGUGCGGAGCUUGAAGUUCGAUGCGGACGCCUGCGUGCCGAAUUGGAGGAACACGCGGCGCUGCGCUGCGAGGGCACGGCAGCACGUGCCGUCCAGGAAGCCGAAAAUGCACAGCUAGAGGCCAGCGCUGCUCGUUUAGCUCUGCAGCUGGAAGCUGAUGAGGAAGCUAGGGCACAGAUGGAAGCCAAGCUACUGUCCAGCAUGCGGCUGGCCGAGCAUCAGCAGUAUGAGCUCCGCGCGCAGGAGCUGAUGGGCCAAAACUUGGCUGAGGAAGUAGCAGAGGGGCAGCGCAUGGAACAGGCACUGCAGAGAGAGCUGGCUCACGAGCGUGCCAUGGCAAAGGAGGCCAGCAGUGAAGCAACUGCCCUGCUUGAGCAGCGACAGCGUAAGGCGCUGGAGGCUGAGGAGGCUUUGAAGCAGUGCGAUGCCGCACUGCUGGCAAGCCAAGGGGCGGAAGAGGAGUUGCGACAGCGUGAGAAACAGCUGCAACAGUCGGCGAGGUCCUCUGAGCUGAUGCACAGGACCUUGGUGCAGAGGCUGUCGACAGUCCAUGACCAGGUUCGAGUUGCAGAAGAUGCCCACGCUGCGGCGCUGGAGGAGUUGCGUGGCGAGCGCCGUGAGCAAUCCAGGUGGCUAUUGGGAGACGCAAUUACCAGUGCCAGUUGUCUACGAUGUAAACUAAAGGAUUCGGAGAUGCUUUGGCAGAUUUAG
This is a messenger RNA of Symbiodinium natans, 2298 nucleotides long. NCBI's taxonomy places the organism in Eukaryota, Dinophyceae, Suessiales, Symbiodiniaceae. The record is from the annotation of a GenBank genome assembly.